UAAAACCUCCCUGUAUCCAACGGCCAAGAUUCAUGCUACAACUAAAUGUAACCAGCAGUGUAAUAGUCAAAACGACGUCGUUAGCCUUUACGGGUUAUCUCCAUCCACCACCAUCGUCCACACACGCAGAUACGGUGCAUCUCUCCACUCUUCUACGGUGGUGAUUGUUCUGAAGAAGAAGGAAAAGAUGAUGCGAACUCGAUUGCUAUGGUUCGGCGUAGGAUUCACCUCCUCAGCUGCUGUGGUUUCCCAUUUCAUUUGGAAGGAUCUCUGGGUUGACCGUCACGCUUUCUCUUCUCACAUCACUCAUCAAUUCGACGCUCUUCAAACUCGAAUCUCCAAUCUCGAAUCAUCUUUGCCGAAUCAAAAUCCUGUUUCCAAUCACGAUCAGGUUGAAGGCUAGAUAUUCAGCUCCAGUAAAAUGCAUUCUACAAGGUUCUAAGAGCUUUAUGCUUGCUUCAAAAUGUUUGUAGAGGAAAUGUCCUUAAUAAAACAGAUUGCUGAGGCAACCUUAACAUUCUUACCUGCUUUUUUGUUUCCUUGGGAAACUCGCCUAUACUAAGGAAAAAAAGAAACGAGUUUCACAAAGUUUACUAUUUGAUGUUACCAAAUAUUUUUUAAAAUGGGUUAUAUAGUGCAUGGUAUGCUAUAUUAUGAAAUGGUAACAUUUUUGUC
Molecule: messenger RNA, 675 nt
Organism: Lathyrus oleraceus (garden pea)
Lineage: Eukaryota; Viridiplantae; Streptophyta; Magnoliopsida; Fabales; Fabaceae
Exons: 2
Coding region: 188-403 (71 amino acids)
Source: RefSeq, a predicted model, not a curated record